UUUAAGGACCUCCAUUUUCAAAAAACUUUCAAUCGAAAUAAAGAAAUAAAAAAACAAGAAAGGAAAAACCAGAAUCAGAAUCACAAGUAGACGGAGAGAAAUCUAGAGAGAGAGUGGCGGGUUAAAACGUAGAUGACGAUGGACAGAGAAAAGGAGAGAGAAAUAGAGCUAGAAAGUGCAAUGUACACAAACUGUUUGUUAUUAGGUCUCGAUCCGAACAUUAUCGGACUCGGACCAUCAUCCAACGGAACUCCACGGGUCGGACUUUUCCGUCACUCUAACCCUAAAUUAGGCGAACAACUUCUCUACUUUAUCCUUUCCUCCCUUCGUGGCCCCGCUCAAUCCGCUAAAGAUUUUGAUAAGGUGUGGCCGAUUUUCGAUUCUGCUCAGUCGCGUGAUUUUCGUAAAGUUGUGCAAGGGAUUAUUAGCGAGCUCGAGUCACAAGGGGCACUUCCAAGGAGCAAUUCGAGGGUUUCAUCACUUGCUACUUGUUGUGGACCGAGAUUUGUUGAACUUUUGUGGCAACUUUCCUUGCAUGCUUUGCGGGAGGUUCACAGGCGCACAUUUGCAGCUGAUGUAGCUUCUAACCCACUACCUGCUUCACUAACUGAUGUAACCUUUCAGCAUGCAGCUACACUGCUUCCUGUAACAAAGGCUAGAAUAGCACUUGAAAGAAGGAGGUUUCUUAAAAAUGCAGAAAUGGCAGUGCAAAGACAGGCAAUGUGGUCCAAUUUAGCUCAUGAAAUGACUGCAGAAUUUCGUGGUCUUUGUGCUGAAGAGGCUUAUUUGCAGCAAGAGCUCGAAAAACUGCAUGAUUUGAGGAACAAAGUGAAGUUGGAAGGUGAACUGUGGGAUGAUCUUGUAUCAAGUUCUAGCCAGAAUUCCCAUUUAGUUUCAAAGGCCACUCGCUUGUGGGAGUCCAUUUUAGCUCGUAAAAGUCAGCAUGAAGUUCUUGCUUCUGGACCGAUUGAGGACCUAAUAGCUCAUCGGGAGCAUAGAUACCGCAUUUCUGGAUCAUCUUUACUCGCGGCUAUGGAUCAGAGUGCUCAGGUUCCUUAUUCAGAUACACAUAUUGAUGACAAAGAACCAAGUGAGGGGUCAUACAUGAAUGUAAAUAAGGAAAAGCUAAAGAACAAUUUAGAUUCAUCACAUCUACAAGUAAAUGAUGAGACACAUUCUCGGGUGGAUGACAGAGGUGGGAGAGUCCACCCCACUGUCGAUGUUGCAGAAAUUAUUCGGCGGUGGACACAUGCAUUGCAACGUAUUCAUAAACAAUCACUUCAUUUGGCCAAAGCAAAUGAUGGAGAAGGUCCAGAUUUAUUACGGAGUGCACAAGAUGGAGGUUCUAGUGGCCAUUCUGAGUCUUUAGCUGCAACUCUUGCUGAACAUCAGCAACAUCUGGCUAGUUUUCAGGUGCUUAUUAACCAGCUCAAGGAUGUUGCUCCAGCAAUACAGAAGUCUAUAGCAGAGUGUACAGAGACAGUAAAUAAUAUAUCCUCCAACCUUCCGCCAAUGCCCAAGCAUCGUGCUCUAGCAACUUCUCCUAGACAGGCUCAGAGCAGCGGAAGGACUUUGGAAAGCAGCUCAGAUGAUAUUGCUGAUGUGACUUCAAAAAUGUCCUCUAUUCAGCUUGAAAAGGUGUCUGCCAGCCCCCCUGCUUUAAAACUACCACAACUAUUCAGUUUGACCCCCAAUUCAUCAGGAAAAGGUGGAAACAUGCAGAAGAGACAAACUUUAGUUCCCCAAACCAACCAGAUGGAAAAUAUGUCUGAAAGAAACUCUUUGGACCAACCUUUGUCGAAUAGUCGCUUAGAUAAUACACCACAAGAUAGUGACAAUUCUUAUGUUCAAAAUUUAAAAAGAUCUGUAAGAGAAGCAGCUCUGUCUACCCAAUCUCUGAAUUAUGAGUCAUCUCGAGACAGUCACACUGACGAAAGUUCGGAGAACUUCUUCUUACCUCUGUCAGCAACUGGGUUUUCUCGUCUGGGCAUAGAAAACAAAGUCGCUUCAAGAAGAAGUAAAAGAUUGUUUUCAUCUCAGAAGGACACUGCCUUUCUUGAGACUCAUGCUCCUGAUGGUCAAAUAGGAAGCAAGUAUGAUGAUCUGCCGGACAUAUUAAAUAAUCCGGAUUCUCUUACUAAUUAUGACCACAUAAAUGGCUUUCUAUCAGCAGCUGUCUCAAAUGGUGCAAUGUCUGAUGGACAAAGGACUUUCUUUGACAUUGAGGAACCUCAUGAUCAGGUCUUCUCACCCCCUUUGUUCAUGGACACAUCACUGUUAGCAGAUCCAGACGAGUAUUUACUUGCCCCGCUGACAGAAACUGAAACUGAAACUGCUUUAUUGAAAUGAUGUUUGGUACUGUUGCUCUUGCGUUUUUGAGAAGAUGAUUCAGUCACUGGUGAUGGUUUUGCUUGCAUUCCUUGAUUGGACAGUACUCCAAGCCUGCUAGUUUGUCAUAAGGGUGGUGCUUGUAUGUGUUGUUUCUUCCUCUUAUGUACAUUCUGUUGACCUCCUUAGCAUUGUUGAUAUCCUAUUUUUUGGGGGGGAAAAUAUGGACCAAUUCGCUGCACUUAUACCUACUGGAUAACACCUGGAACCAAGAUAGCCAUCUCAUAUGGCAACUUAUUUCUGGUUUUUGGAGGCCACGAUCCACAUUCAAUCAUAUUAUUGUGCUGAUUCUCCCAGAUGAUUUAUUUAGGGAGAAGUUAUUGCUAUACUAAUGCUUCAAGAUCAAAGGAUGGCAGUUGUGUGCAUCCCAUAGUUUAUCUGAUGGAUAUGAGACGAGGCCUUAAGUCUGCACUGCAUAUGGCCUCUGGCAACUGCCAAGAUUGAUUGUUGAUUAACUGAUCCCUAUGUAUUUGAUAGAUGUGUAUAAUGAGGGAUUUGAUCGUGUAUUUAGGUAAUUGGUCAGCAACAAGAGAUUAAUGUGUUUUUCUUUUCCCCAAUUUUUGAUUUAUAAGGAAUAACUUUGUAUUUGUUAUUAUUUUAGUUUCAAUGAUUCAAUCCUGUUGCAGUAUUGCAGGCUGCUGAACUUGAA
Molecule: messenger RNA, 3037 nt
Organism: Ricinus communis (castor bean)
Lineage: Eukaryota; Viridiplantae; Streptophyta; Magnoliopsida; Malpighiales; Euphorbiaceae
Product: AUGMIN subunit 6
Exons: 13
Coding region: 133-2349 (738 amino acids)
Biological process (GO): spindle assembly
Cellular component (GO): mitotic spindle microtubule; HAUS complex
Molecular function (GO): microtubule binding
Source: RefSeq, a predicted model, not a curated record